AUGCGAAUGUCGAGCUCGGGUGGAACACCGCGAAAAUUCUCGGAGAAGAUCGCAAUUUUGGAGCGAAAACAAAAUGAGGAGAAUAGCACAUUUGCGGAUAUUAUGCGAGAAGUUCGAUCGAUAACCACAACAAAUGAUCAAACUACAAAUCCGAUUGGAAUUCCUGGGCAACAGAAUCUACUAACACCACAACAUGGCGGAGGAUGGCGGGGAGGACAGGCGUAUGGAAGUUUGCCCAAUGUUCAUCAAAUGCCUUCGUAUUCGGAUGGUGGACAACCUUGGCAGCAACAACCAUGGCAGAAUGAUAUGAAUUUAGAGCAGCAGCAACAGCACCAGCAAAAUGGUGGGGGUGGAAGUAAUCAUCGAAUUUAUCCGAUGGUGAGUAUGGUUUUGGGGAGAGGGACUAGAUUUUCGCAUUUGGGGAAAACUAGUCCUCGCUUUAUAUUUUUCAAAAUCUUCACAAAAAUGUUUUAUUUCCCGCUUCGAAUUUCGGGGACUAGUUUUUCACCUGUGGCAAUCCUAGUCCCUCAAUUCUGCAUGAAAAUUGGGGGACUAGAUUUUCGCAUUUGAAGAAAAACUAGUCCCCCACUUUUUAUUUUUCAAAAUCUUCACAAAAAUGUUUUAUUUCCCGCUUCAAAUCUCGGGGACUAGUUUUUCGCCUGUGGCAAUUCUAGUCCCUCAAUUCUGAAUGAAAAUUGGGGACUAUCUUUAAAAUUUGAGAAAAACUAGUCCCUCGCUUGAAAUUAUUCAAAUACGUCAUAUAUUUUCUGGAUAUCGAGUCGGGGACUAGUUUUUUCGCCUGUGGGAAAACCUAGUCCCUCAAUUCUCGAUGAAAAUUGGGGGGACUAGAUUUUCGCAUUUGGGGAAAACUAGUCCCCCGCUCGAAAUUAUUCAAAAUGUGAAUUUUUGGCACCAAGACAAAAUUUUUGAACAAUUUUUCUGAAAAAAAUUCAAAGCCUACAUAUUUUUUGCACAAAAUUCUAAAAUUGAAUGAUUUUUAAUUUUAAAAUCUUCACUGUUUCAAAAAUUUCUGAUAAAUUUCAAUAGAUUUCCUAGACCUUGGUAACUCCAUUGCUAAUUUUCCACGAGCUCCAAUUUUUGCUCCAAAAAAUCUAUUUUUAUUCGUGUUCUUGGAACUUUUUUCCCCUGUUCUUUGGAAAAAUUUCUGAUUUUUUUCCGCUUCGAAAAUUUUGCAGAAAGAAUGUUCUAGUCUCAAAAUUUUUUGUGACUAACCAAAAUUGAUAAGAUGGUCAGAAAACGUGCAAAAAAUAGAGAAUUUGAAAUUUUAUUUGGAGUUUGAUAUGAAAAAUUUUGAAAAAUCCUAAUUUUUGCAGUCAAACCGUAGUCGUUCACCAGAAGAGCGUCAUUUGAUGGGAAAUGGUGUGAUUGGUCAUCAUUAUCAUCCAUAUGGACGUGGUUCAUCUUCACAUAGUCGAUCACCUGAUAGACUUCCACCACAACAUAAUAAUAGCAAUAAUUAUCCAAAUGCACCACAUUAUAUUCAUCAUCAAAUGCCUCAAAGUGCCGGAUAUCAACAACAACCACAAGGGCUGUUUCCACCUGAGAAUUGGAAUCAGUGAGUUUUGAAUUUUGGGGUUGGGAGAUUUAUGAAACAAAACAACGAAAAAUUCAAAUAAUUUUCUAAAUACAAUAUUUUUGAAACAGUAAAUUUUUUCCAAUAGACUUGAAUUUUUUUAAUUUUGCCACGUGAGCGUGAAAAUUUUCCAACUUGAAUCUGAAUGUUGAUUUUAUCAAAUUCAAAAAAAAACUAUCGAAAUUUAUGUGAUUUUUGAAACAGCAGAAUUUUCUGGAUUUUUAAAGGAACAUUUUUUAAAACAAAGUAUUGAAAACAUGAUCAGAAAUUGAUUUUUCAAUUGAAAAUUAGGCAAUAUUUUGAAACAGUGGAAAAUUUAAAAAGCAAAGUUAACACAUCAAAGUUCAAGAAAAUAUUAAAAUUAAUAUACAAAUUUUGAAACAGUAAGAUUUUUCGAUACUGUUCAAACCAUCAGAAGCGAAUCCGAGAAAAAGCCAUCAAAAUUUAUGUGAGAUUUUUGAAACAGUAUUUUUUUUAACGAUUUUUUAAUAAAAUUAUUUGAAGGCUAAAAAUGUAAUCAUUAUCAGAAAUAAAUUUUACACUUGAAAUUAUGACAGUUUUUGAAACAGUGAAUAAUUUCUGAAACAUAAAUUAUAUCAAAUUCAAGGAAACAUAUUGAAAAUUCAUAUCAAAAUUUUGAAACAGUGAGAUUUCUCAAUAAUUUUUCACCUAUGAAAGAAUUUUUGAAGUUUUUUUUUGAAAAUUUUUUCCUGAAACAGUGAAUUUUUCCGAUCUUUGUCUAUCUAUCGAAUAGAAAAUCAGAUUUUUUGAAACGUAUGUUUUCACCGAAAAAUGUGAAGGAAUUGGGGGAAAUUUGAAAAUUCUACUGUUUCAAGAUUUUAUUUGGGAUAUCAUGAUAAUUUUCACUGCUGAAUAAAACUUUUCAAUGUCAAAUUUCAGGCAAAAAAUGUUCGAAAAUUUUUUUGGAAAGUUAAUGAAUAGUUCAUCGAAUCCAAGAAAAAGCCAUCAAAAUUUAUAUGAGAUUUUUGAAACAGUCAAUUUGUUAGAAUUCACAUUUUUGAAGAAAAAAUUUUGCCAAUAUUUGUCACUGAUAAAUUAUCAGAGAUUGAUUUCACACUUGAAAUUAUGACAGUUUUUUGAAACAGUGAAUAAUUUCUGAAACAUAAAUUAUAUCAAAUUCAAGAAAAUAUUAAAAUUAAUAUACAAAUUUUGAAACAGUGAGAUUUUUCAAUAGAACUAUAAAAGAAAUUUUGAAGCUGCUUCAAAAAUAUUUUUUCUAAAACUGUAGAAUUUUUCCUAUCUUUAGCUAUAUACUGAAUAGAAAAUAAAACCAUUUCAAGAUUUCUUUGGAUUUUUUGAAACGUAUGUUUUCACCGAAAAAUGAGGAGGAAUUGGGGGAAAAAUUUGGUUUAAAAUAUCUACUGUUUCAAGAUUUAUAUUUGGGAAAUCAUGUGAAUUUUCACUGCUGACGAAAGUUUUUAAUGUCAAAUUUCAGGGAAAAAAUGUUCGGAAUUUUUUUGGAAAAUAUUAGGUAGGAUUUAUCGAAUCCAAGAAAAAGCCAUCAAAAUUUAUGUGUAUUUUUUGAAACAGUCAAUUUUUUGCUGAAAAUUUUUUAGAAGUGGAAAAGCCUCGAAUAAUCAGAAAUUAAUUUUACACUUGAAAUUAUGACAGUUUUUUGAAACAGUGGAAAAUUUCUGAAACAUAAAUUGUAUCAAAUUCAAGGAAACAUAUUGAAAAUUCAUAUCAAAAUUUUGAAACAGUGAGAUUUUUCAAUAGAACUGUGAAAGAAAUUUUGAAGUUUUUUUUUUGAAAUAAUUUUCCUGAAACAGUGAAUUUUACCGAUAUUUGUCUAUCUAUUGAAUAGAAACUAAAAAUUUUCAAAAUUAAAAAAAAAUUUUUAAACGUAUGUAUAAUUUCUGUAAUUGUUUCGGAUUUUUAAAAACCAUCAAAUGUGGAAUUUUUGAAAUGGUAAAUUCUUCAAAGACUUUUUGUGAUAUUUUUUAUUAACCUUAUAAAUUUACCCCAUUAACUUAUCGAAAAAUUAAUCAAAAACUCAUACAAUUUUUGAAACAGUGAAUUUUUGCUUUGCAGAAUAAAUCGUGCUCGAAGUGAUCCAGCAAUUCAUAAUAUGGGAAUGGUUCAACAACAACCUCAAAAUCAUCAACAUAUGCAUUUUAUUCAACAACAUCCCAAUCCAAAUCACGAGAUGUUUUAUGCACAAAAUUCGAUGGUGAGAUUUUGCCACCAAAAACCCUGGCAAAUUUUAAAUUCUGAUUUUUUGCAGCCUGGUCCGUCUUCUGGAAUGAUUCCAGCACCUCUACAAUUAUCAAAUAUUCAACAACAACAAAAUGGAAGUGGAGGAGGAGGGAUUUCACCAUUACAAUCACCAAAUAUGAUGCCAAAUCCAAUGGGAGGAUAUUGGUGAGUUGGAUUUUUAUUUGGUAGGCGAAAAAUUGAAACAGAAAAUUUUUCUGAAAGCAAAAAAUAUACUAGAUGUUAUUUUCCCAACGAGAUACAACUUCAUAUUAAAUUCUAUUUAUUUCAUGAUAAAUUAUUGAAACAGUAGAUUUUUUUGGGCAAAAACCCGGAGAAUUUCAGCUUUUCAAACAUUUUGAUUUAUUUUUGGUUUCGAUAGAAAUUGAAUUUUCAAUCUCAAAUUCUUUUUGAAAAAUUAUUGAAACAGUAAAUUUUUAAUGAACAUUUUGGUGAAAAACUGGUUUAUUGUAGCUUGUAAUUUUCACUGUUUCAAAAAUGCAUGAAUCUAGAAACAUUAGGUUAAAUUUUGAUAAAUGCCAAAUUGGGGUAAAAAAAUUAUCUAGAACUCACGAAAUAUUAAUUAAUAACAUAACUACAAAAAUCUAAAAGAAAGAAUGUAGUUUUUGUUCCCAAAAAUUUCACUGUUUCAAAAAUUUUAUGAUUUUUCCAGAGAUUUUUGAAAUUUUGCUCACCCCCAUAAUAGCUCAUUUGAAUUCAAUUUUGAAAGUUGGAAAAAAAGCGUCUGCAAAAUCUCGCUGUUUCAAAAUUUCUAUAAAAAUUACUGGGCUAAAAGGUGGAGUUUCAGAACACGUUUCAACAUUAAAAAACACGUCUAUAAAAUUUCACUGUUUCAAAAAUUUUAUGAUUUUUCUAAAGAUUUUUGAAAUUUCGCUCACCCCCAUACCAUCUCACUUAAAUUAUUUGAAUUCAGUUUUGAAAGUUAGAAAAAAAGUGUCUGCAAAAUCUCACUGUUUCAUAAUUUCUAUAAAAAUUACUAGGCAAAAAAAUGGAGUUUAACAACAAAUUUCUUUCAACAACAAAAACCCGUCUAUAAAAUUUCACUGUUUCAAAAAUUUUAUGAUUUUUCUAAAGAUUUUUGAAAUUUCGCUCACCCCCAUAAAAGCUCGCCUAAAAAAUUUGAAUUCAAUUUUGAAAGUUGGAAAAAAGCGUCUGCAAAAUCUCACUGUUUCAAAAUUUCUAUAAAAAUUACUGGAGUUUAGGAACAAAUUUCAACAACGAAAACACGUCUAUAAAAUUUCACUGUUUCAAAAAUUUUAUGAUUUUUCCAGAGAUUUUUAAAAUUUGGCUCAGCCCCAUAUCAUCUCACUUAAAAUAUUUGAAUUCAGUUUUGAAAGUUGAAAAAAAAGCGUCUGCAAAAUCUCACUGUUCCAAAAUUUCUAUAAAAUUAACAAGGCAAAAAAUUGAAGUUUAGGGAAAAAUUUCAACAACAAAAAACACAUCUAUAAAAUUUCAAUGUGUCAAAAAUUUUAUGAUUUUUCCAGAGAUUUUUGAAAUUUUGCUCACCCCCAAAAUAGCUCACUUAAAAUAUUUGAAUUCAGUUUUGAAAGUUGGAAAAAAAGCGUCUGCAAAAUCUCACUGUUCCAAAAUUUCUAUAAAAAUUACUAGGCAAAAUUGAAGAUUUUGAACAAAUUUUAACAACAAAAAACACAUCUAGAAAAUUUCACUGUUUCAAAAAUUUAUGCAAUUUUAGAAUAACAAAAUUACCCAAAAAUUGUAAGUUUCAAAAAUUAUCUAAUAUUCCCAAAGAAUUUUGAAAUUUUGCUUCAUUUUUCAUCUCCAUAUUCAUAUUUUCAGUUAUCAAAACGGUUCAUCUCAUGUUUCACCAAUGCAAUCACCAAUGGGUUCACCACACGCAUCUUCUCUAAUGUUAGAUGGCGGAAGUCAAACACCAUAUAUGGAACUAAGUCCGCCAGGAAUGCAACAAAUCGAUCAAUCAAUGGGUUCACUACCAAAUGUAAAUAAUUUGCAACAAAAUGGAGGAGGAGGAUAUUAUCAGAUACAACAAGGACAAACAACACAUCAACCAAUUGGACCAAGACAUAGUACUGGUGGAAGUUGUGGAUUAUCGAGAUUGGCACCUGGUGGACCAUCACAAUCUGAACAAUCAUCGCAAUCGGCACCGACUUCACCUCAUCAACAAUUUGAUCAGAAUCAACAACCGAGUUGGCCGACUAGGUUUGGAGAUUUUUUUGGGAGGGAAAUAUUCGCUGUUUCAAGAAUUUGUGGAUUUCAAAGAUGCUUUUAAAUAAAUGUUGGAGAAAGCGUACUUAGAACAAUUCACUGUUUCAAAAAUUUUGCUAUUUCAAAAUAUGAAGAUUUUAAUCCAAAAAAAAUCAAAAUUCAAAAGAGCAACAAAAAUUUAGCACAAAAAUUUACUGUUUCAAAAUGUGUUUCAAAAAGUUUAAUCCAGAAAAGUUUAUAAAUUUUUUUUUUGAAAAUUCAUUUUUUCAAAAAUUCUAAUGAAUUUUGGUUUUGUUUUUGAAAUUAGUAAAUUAAUUGUUUUUGAAAUUAGAAACUAAUUUUAAAAUUUGUUGAAAAAUUUUCUGUUUCAAAAUUAUGUUGACCUGAGAUCCUAGAAUAAAAUUUCUCAAAAAAUAUUGUGCGUUUGGAAAUGAGAGUCACCCCGCGAAAAAUUAAAUUUGAAUUUGUUGCAGGAGACGCAGACAGCGAGAGAGCGCGCUGGCAAUCAGCCAACGGGGGUUUUGUAUGGGAAAGCGACCGCAACGCACACGCAUCGCGGGGGUAGGGGGAAAUUAGAGAUUUUCCCAAAUUCAAAUUUAUUUUUUCGCGGGCUGACUCUCAUUUCCAAACGGACAAUAUAUGAAUUAUGUGAAACAGCGAAUUUUUUAUCGGAAAAAAUUCUUAGAAAUUGUUUCAAAAAUACACUGUUUCAAAAAUUUUGCUAAUUCAAAAUAUGAAUUUUAGCUGACACAAUACAUUUUUGGGAAAAAAUCAUUCAAUUUCACUGUUUCAAAAAUUUGUCAAAGAAUUUGACAUCGUUUUGUUCCUCAAAUUUUAAAUUUAGAAAAUUAUGGAAAAAUUUACUGUUUCAAAAAUUUUGCUAAUUCAAAAUAUGAAGAUUUUAUUUCAAAAAAAUCAAUAUUCAGAAGAGCAACAAAAAUUUAGCACAAAAAUUUACUGUUUCAAAAUGUGUUUCAAAAAGUUUUAUCCAGAAAAGUUUAUAAAUGUUUUUUUUUGAAAAUUUUUUUUUUCAAAAAUUCAAACAAAUGUUGAUUUUUUUUUGAAAUUGGUAACAAACAGUGGCCUUGAAAAUUGAAUUUUUAAUUUGUUGAAAAAUUUACUGUUUCAAAAUUAUGUCAAAGAUUGUUCAUUCACUCAGAUCCUAGAAUAAAAUUUCUCAAAAAAUAUAUGAAUUUUGUGAAACAGUGAAUUUUUUAUCGGAAAAAAAAUUCUUAGAAAUUGUUUCAAAAAUACACUGUUUCAAAAAUUUUGCUAAUUCAAAAUAUGAAUUUUUUGCUGACACAAUACAGUUUUGAGAAAAAAAUCAUUCAAUUUCACUGUUUAAAAAAUUUGUCAAAGAAUUUGACCUCGUUUUGUUCCUCAACUUUUAAAUUUAAAAAACUUUUUAAAAAAUUAUGGAAAAAUCUAUUUUUUUCAAAAAAUUCAAAUAAAUGUUGGUUUUUUUUUAAAUUAGUAACAAAGAGAGAUCUUGAAAAUUGAAUUUUUAAUUUGUUGAAAAAUUCACUGUUUCAAAAUUAUGUCAAAGAUUGUUCAUUGAUCUCAAAUACUAGAAUAAAAUUUCUCAAAAAAUAUAUGAAUUUUGUGAAACAGCGAAUUUUUUAUCUGGAAAAAAUCUCAGAAAUUUUUUCAAAAAUACAAUGUUUCGAAAUUUUUUCUUCUAGAAAAAAAUCAAAAAUCGAAAUUCGAAUUUUCCAAAAUCUCAUAAAUAUUUUUUGAAACAGUAAAUUUCAUUUCAUUUUCACCCCAACUUUUUUUUUGCAGAACAUUUUCGAAUUCACCCGAAGCUCUCGAUAUUCCAACAGUGGUUUUGACAAAUGCUGAAGGAACACCCGGACAACAUUUGGAAUGUUUUAAUGAUCUACAGGUACAGUAAUCUUCUUUUUGGCGCCAAAACAUCCAUCUACAGUAAUUCUUUUUCUUUGCAGGACCUAACACUCAAUGAAAAUGAUCUAUCACUUUUAUGCAAUAAUGAUCAAAUUUAA
Molecule: messenger RNA, 8016 nt
Organism: Caenorhabditis angaria
Lineage: Eukaryota; Metazoa; Nematoda; Chromadorea; Rhabditida; Rhabditidae
Source: the annotation of a GenBank genome assembly